Molecule: messenger RNA, 546 nt
Organism: Zophobas morio
Lineage: Eukaryota; Metazoa; Arthropoda; Insecta; Coleoptera; Tenebrionidae
Product: thioredoxin, mitochondrial
Exons: 1
Coding region: 73-486 (137 amino acids)
Biological process (GO): cell redox homeostasis
Cellular component (GO): mitochondrion
Source: RefSeq, a predicted model, not a curated record
UUAUAUUCUUCUUUAUUUUACAUUGCAUAGAACCAGUUCGAUCUAAAACUGUCAAAUUAUUUUAUAUGUAAAAUGUAUUUUAAGUUGACUUCAAAAUACAUCAACACACAAAUUAGAAAUUAUGUAAGAAAUUUAAGCCUUUCAUCACAUUUGAACAGGCUUAUCACCAUAAAAAGCAAUGAUGAGUUUUUAAAUAAGGUAAUGAACUCUGAAAACCCUGUCAUUGUAAACUUUCAUGCCGAAUGGUGUGAACCAUGCCAUAUUUUAACUCCAAAAAUGAUGGAACUAGUGCAGCAUCAUGACAGUAUUGAUUUGGCAGUUGUAGAUGUUGAACAUCAUGCUGAAUUGGUUCACACUUUUGAGGUAAAAGCUGUGCCAGCUGUAAUAGCUGUAAAAAAUGGAGUGGUUGUUGAUAAAUUUAUUGGACUUGUUAAUAGUGACAUGAUAGAAAAUCUUAUAAAUAAAUUAGAUAAGAAAAAUACGUGAAAUAUGUAAUAAUAUAAUCAAUGUAGUUUACAGCCGCAAAAUAAAUUAUUUUAACUGGCA